This is a messenger RNA of Caenorhabditis auriculariae, 1273 nucleotides long. The record is from the annotation of a GenBank genome assembly. Lineage: Eukaryota; Metazoa; Nematoda; Chromadorea; Rhabditida; Rhabditidae.
AUGGAGAAGGGUCAAUUGCGACCGGAAGGAGGACGUCGCAACAGCGCGGCACGACGGCGUGAUCACAGAAGAACUGCCGUCAAUUACCAACGACGUCUGAACAAACACGGCGGACACGUGUUUGCGAGAUCCGAGCCAAUCUGCAUCUGUAAAUCGGCACAUCGAGAGCCCCUACCGUACAUUGGGCGCGUGUCGUUUUGAGAGCUUCGAAGCACGAACUGAAACCGUGAAAAAAGUAAAAAGGAGUUUUGAGAUGAACAUCUUAUAAAUUUUCAGUGGAUAACUCAUUCCGUUUCAGCUUGUCCUUUUUUCUGCAAAAAGACCUUAUAAAAAUUUGGACCAAAACUGACCAAACUUCCCUUCAAGACACAUCCUUUUUUACGAUGCCCCGCCCACAGUUUUUUUUUCGUAAUAUAUGACGUCUUAGGUGUAAACACAGAGCGGCGCGAACUCGCAUACUCGUUUUUUUAAAUCCUGCCUAUCAAUUAAAUUUAAUUUUUUUAUAAAAAAAGAGAAUUUUUUUCCUACAUUUCUUGCUUUUUGAUAGUUUCCACGUGUUUUUGACAUACCGAAAUGUCUUCAACUCGUCUCGAGGCUUUUGUGGAAGUUUUUCCCCCUUGAUCUCGUCUGGAGCUGAAAAACCUCAUCUCGUUCAUCCCUGAUUCGAAUCAUAUUAAUUGACCGAGGUUUUUUCGUCAAUCCAUCAGAUUAAGGUUCAUCAAUCCAAAACCAUUAAGGAUGGUUUCGCAAGUGAAUAUCGCGUUUCGCUCCAAGAAGAAGUAUAAACUGGACUUGUAAAGAGAAAUCUUUCAGUAUUCUCUCUCAAAGCUCAUUUUCAUCGCCUACAGUAAGUUAUAAUUGCGAUACACCUUUGUAGAACGUUUGAACAGUUGUUUGUCGUCAUUUCAAUUUUUAGUUGAAAUCAGUCAGACGAUGUUCCAGCCGAGAAGUCCGUAUCGCGUAUAAAUCAAGCAACCACAACAUGUAGAUUUAGGGGCGCCUGUCGUACUCGCUAGAUCCAAUCGAGACCCCCAAAAAAGGUCGUUCUCGUGGGAAUUUCCUGGGUUAUCUGACAGUCAUUCUCAGCUCAAAAGUUUUUUUUUCUAAUGUCCCACUCCAUUUUUUCUCUUUCCCAAGAGAAUGAAACAUUUGAAAAUGCACUUAUUUCAGGAGCUUAUUGAAAAAAUAAAUCCCUGACCUAAGCGUGAUCUUUUCAGGACACCCACGAAGAAAACGCGCCUUCCUUUCAGGCCACGAACCACCCGUCGCUUGA